Messenger RNA from Onychostoma macrolepis, 2886 nucleotides. RefSeq lists its product as uncharacterized. Bases 672 to 1520 code for a protein of 282 amino acids. The transcript is spliced from 2 exons. The record is from RefSeq and is a predicted model, not a curated record. Lineage: Eukaryota; Metazoa; Chordata; Actinopteri; Cypriniformes; Cyprinidae.
AAUAGGAAUGUGAUGGAAAUGUAUAUAUUUUUCUUUAUUUUCUAUUUUCCAUAUUGUAUAUUCUCUAUUUUCCAUAUAUUCUAAUUGCAGAGGUGUUGACCUUCAGUAUUUUCUAUGUGUACAUGACUAAAACAUCUGUCAGCAUUCCUCUAAAAAGGGACUGGCUAUGACCUGUUAGAACUGUUCUGAGAAGUUACUGUUCAAGGUCACAGUCGAUCCUUGGACAGCCUUUAUCAGUAUAAAAGAGACUGUACAGAAUUGUAUUCUGUCUUUCUAACUACAGAGCUUCUGUGUGUUGGAUUGAUCAUUCUUGCAAGAAUUAAACAGCCAAAGACAAAUCCUUUGACUGUUUUUUUUAUUCUCAGUCUCACAUUUAAUAAAAGAUUUUGAAUUGUUCCAUGACAAACUGCCGAAGAGGAUGGGAUCCCGUGUGUGAUUCGUCUGGACCUGAAACGUUGGUGACUGAUCAUCCUAAUAUAAAAAAGAGGAUUAUAGACCCUACCCCACAAAGCCUUCAGGGACAAGGGGACCAACGUCAGAGGGCCCGGACCUGCACCACCGGGGUCUCAAUGGAUUAAAGAAGCGUGCAAAGCGAAAACCGCAGUGUGCUAAAGUGACAACUUUGACUCCUGGCCCCACCAACCACCUCCAUCGUAUAAUGUCCAUCAGCAAUGCCGCCGCUAGACCAAGAUCAAACCCAAGAACUCGGACAUCCAAGUCCAGAAACAGCAACCCCCUCUGCAGCGUCCGCAUCAUUGUCCACUCCACUCAAAAUCAUCAUGCACUCUCAGAAGGUCACAACAGUGGAAAGAGGAACUGAAACAACUAAUAAGAGACAAGACAUGACAACCGGGUUCAUGACCAAGGAAGAACAAAAGAUUGAACCGGACAAUUUGGAUGAAGAAGGCCCAAGGGACGGGGAGGUCCAAAUUACAGGACCCAAAGGACCAAUCAUGGUGUUCUGUCCAUGGUCAGUAAAAGACUUAAAAGAAGCCAUGACUCGUCUGCCCCAACCCAAAGACUCUGGAGGCAAAUUCGCUGCCGAACUACUGGUCUUCUGUCAGGACCUCAAAUGUCUUCUCAUGCUCAAAUUGGGCACAAAGGACUGGCAAAAAGUUAGACCACACUUUCCAGUAAACAAUGCCGCCAGAAUACAUGUGGAAUGGGCUCACGAUUACAACAGACCAUAUCGAAAUGCAGUGGAACUUUUGUGUCAACGUGUUAAAACUGCAUUUCCAGUGAGAGUGGACAUCGCAAAGAUUAACUCUUGCAUACAGGGUAAGGAUGAGCUUGUAAUGGACUAUUAUGAAAUACUGUAUGAGACUUUCAAGAAGUACAGCGGAAUAGCAGAACCAGCGAACAGAGGAGACCCACCUAACAUUUGGGAAUCAUACUUGAACAGCAGUUUUCUGAAUGGACUAAGACCUGAACUGAGUGCUGCAGUAAAACAGAGCUGCAUUGGAUGGAACGAGGCCAGGGUGGAAAUCAUCAGAAAGCAUGCAGUACAUGCAGAGGAAUAACACAAGGAGAAACAGAAGAAGAAAAAGGAAAAGGCUGACAAAGAACUGCACGCGGCCAUGUAUGAAGCUGUGCACAUGAGUGCCGGCAGAGGACGUGGAAUGUGGAAAACUGAUCCGGAUAUCUGUUUCCGCUGUGGAGAAAAAGGACACUGGAAGAAUGAAUGCCUUAACAACUGAAUGGUGACUGAGGUGACUAAAACCAAGACAGACUGGAGGGGCUGGAGGAGAGGGGGUGACCACCAGCAGCCCUGCAGGAGUGAGGAAUGAGAGACAUGCAAAUGCAAGUUCGCUUACUAACCCAUCUGCUAACAACAGCAAUGAAGACCUGCUCGCUUGCUUGAAUCAUUGUAUUUCCAAAUUAGAAGAAGCCAACAAAAAGGUAGGCACUUAUGUUCAUUUAGUAUAGCAUAAAGACAACUGCCACAAGUAAGACUGUGGUGACUUUCCUUAUAGACAGUGAAGCUGCAACUUCCCCCAAGCUUGCUACAUGUAUUAGAGAUGUCUAUGCCUCACAAAAACAGCUGAAUGCUUUCUUGCCCUACGAGAAUGAUGGUAUGUUUUGAAUCCUAGCGAAUGAACAUACUUGAAGUCAAAUAUAGGGAAUGUACAUACUGAUGUGAUCAAAAAAUUAUCGAAAGGGGAAAGAAUGUAAUGGAAAUUUCUAUAUUUUUCUUUAUUUUCUUUUUUCUAUAUUUUAAAUUUUCUAUUUUCCAUAUGUUCUGUUUGCACAGGUGUUGGCCUUUAGUAUUUUCUCUGUGUAUGUGACUAAAACUUCUGUCAGCAUUUCUCUAAUAGGGGAAUGGCUAUGACCAGUUAGAAAUAAUCUGAGAAGAUACUGUUGAAGGUCAAAGUCGAUGCUUGGACAGCAUUCUUGCAAAAAUUAAAGGGCCAAAGAGAAAUCCUAUGACUGGUUUUUCACUCUCGUUCUGACAUUUAAUAAGAUUUAGAAUUUUUCCACAGCUGAAGUAACAACAACGACACUGAGGAACAGUAUCAUUGGAAUCACUUUCAAAUAACUUUUUCCAGCUAAUGAACGAUAAAAGCCAUUCAAAGUGGCUUCCUAUUUUAAAACAUAUGCUGCAAAUACGCUCACACAAUCACUCUUAGAAAAAACAUUUAAAAACGUUAUAGUUCAUUGGUGUGGACACUAAUAUAAUUAUCAUAGAGUAUAUCGUUGUAUAUAGAUAUAAUUAGCAUUAUCAUUCUUGGUGUGAACGUGCCUUUAUACAAUUCAUCAUGUAUCUUUUUUGUAAUCUCUUACCAUACACAUUUUAUACACGUCACAUUUUGUCUCAUUUACUAAAAACUUCAUACAAAAGGAUUCUCAAAAUUUGUUAUUACUUCUACUGUUCAAUACUGAACUACA